CCUAACUUCCCCCUACAAAACCAAAUUGUUACACAAGAAAAAUCGGUAAAAACAAAUAAUUACGAAUUAAAACCUCCCUCGAAAUUACUCCACUCGAUUAAACAUCCCCACGCGCGGAAAAGAAGCAAAAGCUCGCACGCGCCGGUGAGCCGGAGUCAACCCAUAAAAAUAGGCGAGAAAAUGUCGUGGCAGACUUACGUCGACGAGCACUUGAUGUGCGAGAUCGAAGGCCAGCAGGGCCAGCACCUCGCCUCCGCCGCCAUCGUCGGCCACGACGGCAGCGUCUGGGCCCAGAGCUCCGCCUUCCCUCAGUUCAAGGGUUCGGAGGUGAGCGACAUCAUGAAGGAUUUCGACGAGCCCGGGCACCUGGCUCCGACGGGGCUCCACAUCGCCGGGAACAAGUACAUGGUCAUCCAGGGCGAGCCCGGGGCCGUGAUCCGCGGCAAGAAGGGCGCCGGCGGGAUCACCAUCAAGAAGACCGGCCAGGCUCUGGUCGUCGGGAUCUACGAGGAGCCGGUGACACCGGGGCAGUGCAACAUGGUCGUCGAGAGGCUCGGCGAUUACCUCGUCGAUCAGGGUCUCUAGAGAAAAUCAGAGACACAACACACACAGAGAGAUUCGAUCCCUCAAAAUUCAGCUAUCCAUUACCGGAAUUUGGCACUAUGAAUUCAAUUUUGCUUUAUUAGUCUCUUCAUAAUAUGUAUUUUCCGUCGUGUUUUCUUCAGAGGAGUAAAACAGAGUGCUACUCUGUUUUCUCCCUCUUGCUUCUGUUCUUUCUGUUUUCA
This is a messenger RNA of Linum tenue, 785 nucleotides long. The record is from the annotation of a GenBank genome assembly. NCBI's taxonomy places the organism in Eukaryota, Viridiplantae, Streptophyta, Magnoliopsida, Malpighiales, Linaceae.